Molecule: messenger RNA, 3459 nt
Organism: Melanaphis sacchari
Lineage: Eukaryota; Metazoa; Arthropoda; Insecta; Hemiptera; Aphididae
Gene: kek5
Product: leucine-rich repeat-containing protein 24
Exons: 7
Coding region: 515-2188 (557 amino acids)
Molecular function (GO): protein binding
Source: RefSeq, a predicted model, not a curated record
UUAGUGAGCGCGCGGCAUCAGUUCGUCCGGCAACACCGUCGUUAACGGUUAUCGUCGUGUUCUCCGUGCGCCACACCGCGUGUUAUUGCGUCCGUCCGUCCGUUUUCACCGAGUCCAUGUGCGUCUGAUUCGUCGCCGUGCAUUUUUGUGGAGUGCGGUUCGUGUGAAUAUAUUUUUUGGUCUGUUUGGUCGUUUUUGGAAUUGUUUUUAUUUUCCCAAACCGCUGACACCGUGAAAAUCGCGUACGUCGACACUCGCUGCAUUACGGAUACGACAAACCGUGAGCGUCUACUAUUCAAACGAAUUUCCCGCCAAAGCCGAUUAAUUUGAAUCCUAGCAAACCACUGUGCACUCGAUACAUGUUUUAAUAAAAUGUAAUUGGAAUAUGGAACUUUGCGAUAUCAGACGGCAAGGAGUGGGAACAGCCAUUAAAUCAUCGGAUCGCAGCCGCCUGCUUUGAGACGUGUUGACGUCAUCGUCACCAUACACGAGUGCCAGCUGUUAUGCGUAAGCAAUGAUCUACCUGUAUACAUUGAUUACGCUACUGUUGUGGGCGGCCAUUGUGUCUCACUCGGCGUCUGAAUUGGACUGGGUCACUGUGUGCAACCAGCAGACGUGCCGGUGCAAAUGGGUCAGUGGUCAGAAGACGGCUGAGUGCAUCAACUCGGGCCUCACGAGCAUACCUAAGAACCUGAGUAAUGAAAUGCAGGUGCUCGAUCUGUCCAACAACAAAAUACUGGAGAUGAACAAGGACGCUUUCCGGGAGGUGGGCUUAAUCAAUCUGCACAAGCUAAUCGCCCGCAGCUGUUCUAUUGAACUUGUCGACAAGGACGCAUUUCGUGGCCUGGAAAUACUCAUCGAGCUGGAUCUGAGCGACAACAACAUUCACGUACUGCACCCGGCCACGUUCCGGGAUCCGUUCCGGUUGCGCAAGAUCUACCUAAACCACAACCUUAUACAGCGGCUACGGAACGGCCUGUUCAACAAUAUGUCGUUCUUACAAACGGUCGAGCUUAACGCGUGCCUGAUAACAGAUAUUGAACCUAAAACAUUUUAUAACAUCACCAAGUUCAACAGCUUGGAGCUGAACGGCAACCAGUUGACUAAUAUCAAGCCCGAGGUCUUAGAGUCCGUGCCUAGUUUGAUAAACUUGGAAAUCAACAACAACCCGUGGCGAUGUGACUGCAAGCUUAGGCCUUUCAUGAACUUGGUUAUGAAUAAAAACCUCUACUUUAAAACAGCAUCGUGCGCCGAACCACCAAGACUUCUGAACAAGCUGUGGGGCGACAUCAAACCGGACGACUUUGCAUGUCAGCCGAUUAUCCAGUAUCCCGCUCAGAGUUCCACGUUUCAGCUAGACGAUGACGAGCUGAUGACUAUCGGUUGCAAGAUAUACGGAGAGCCGAUGCCCAGCGUCCAGUGGGUGUUCAACAACCGGCCCAUAUCGAAUUACUCGCACGGCGAUUACAAAUUCACGGUAUACGAGAGUGUAGACAACACUAUGGCCAAGUGGAUAAAUCUGACUGUAUCCCGGUCCCGGUUGAUUGGCAAAUCCGAAUUCAAAUGCAUCGCGCAAAACCCUGCCGGAUUGGAAGAACGCAAAAUCACCGUCAUCGUUCAGGGUGGUAGUAAUAAAAGCAUCCUGGGUAGUUCAGUCAGCAUGAAAGAAUCCCUGCCCAUCAUCAUCGGCCUAGUAGCCGGCAUUUUCAUCAUCAUUCUAUUGUUAAUCGUGUGUUGCCUAUGCUGUUACCGACGUCGGCCGGCGGGCAGCGGUUUGUUGUCGAAAAAAUCGCACACCAAUGGCUUUUCAAAUGGCGACGUGCCCAACCAUCACAACCACGUUACAUCAUUAGUUUCAGAGCCAUCUGAACAGCAAAAGAGCCUUUUGGCCGUCGUAAAUCCGGUUCAAAAGCCACCCAGGAGAUACGAAUCGUCACCUACCGGCACCGAAAUGACCGAACUGAAGAGGAAUUUACUAGAUGAGACAUCCGUCAGUGAUGGAGGCGAGGAUAACAGUGGAGCAGCUGUGGCCGACACCCGAGCCGUCGGCACCCCGGAGUCGGGCGUGCUCAAGCCGGCCAGCCAGACGGGCGUCAGGCGCAAGGUGCCGCCCAAACCCCCGCCGAAGCCCAAAAUGAAGGGUGGCCCGUUGUUCGAAGACGAAGGCGAAGACGGUACCGAAGUCUGAGGUCCGUGUCUACGCCCCCCACAUCCACUUCGCCGCGUGCCACACGACGAAUCCUCUGUACUUCCAUGAUUAUAAUAUACGUUAUGAUAUGAUGUCUCUUUAUUAUGUAUUAUUACGUACUCGUAUUUUGUUCAUAUGUAUUCGUGUGUAUCCGAUAGCGUACUAAUAUUAUUUUUUCUCUUUUUUUAUUCGUCCACUCAUCGUAAGGCCUUGUACAUUUUUCGUUUUACCACAUACCUUUCGGCUGCUACAAUCGUUUUGGUUUUUUUUUUUUUUUUUAUUAUUUACUUUGAUUUUGCCCUUCCCCUACCCAUAGUCGUAUGAAAAAUGUGAUUUAAAGAGAAAGAAUUGAAACGUGUUGUUCUAUAGUUAUAUAAUAUGUAUUAUAUUGCCUUGUCGUCGUCGUCGUCGCAGUUCGAUUGUGGAUUGUGUGCGACACAGCUAGUGUUUUUCGUUUCGUUUAAGAAAGUAUAUUAUAUUAUCAAGAUUAUCUCCUCCCAAAGUUUUUAUUCUUAUAGAUUAAUAAAUAAUAUCGAAGAUUGCAUAGUGCGUUAGCCCCUCGGGGAUCAGCGCGAGUCCGACGUAUAAAAAUCAAUGGAAAAUCCAUGCUCCUCGUGUAUGUUUAACCUAUUUAACGAUGUAUUGCGCACACCGUGUUGAAAAUAUUUUAUAUUAUGAGGAUGCUCGUUUUCGGAUUGAACGUGUUGUGUUUGUGUACUAAGAUAGUAUAUUAUGUUGUGUUGUAAAUUUUUUUUUAUAAAUGUAUUUAUGUUGAUAAUAUUAUGUUUCUAUGAAUCAGUUUCGAUGUUGUCGCAGUCAUUGUCAAUAAAAAAAAAAAAAAAAUAAAAAAAAAAAAUAAAAAAAUAUAGUUGUAUAUUACAUAGUGGGCGGUAUAUUAUGUAUGAAAUGUGUUUGUACUCAUGUUAACCUCUGUUGUCUAUAAAUUUAUUAUUAUUUAUUGUCUUGUUGGUGUUAUUUAUGGUCCCUUUUUUAAUUUGUAGUCGAAAAAAAAUCUAAUUAAGUAAUUAUUAUGACUUCCUACUAUCACAUCGAAUUCUUCAACUAUUUUAUUUUACAAUUAACGCGUCAUUCAUGUAUUUUUUUUGUUUAUUAUGGGACUAUAUUAUCAUUUGUAUUGGAUAUUUUUCAAUUUUUGUUUCAAACAGUGAUAACGCGCAUUUUAAUUCGGCAAUUAAUGAAUGUUCAAUUUUACUCUUUGUGUGUGUUUUAAUAUAUUUUUUAACAAAUUUGUUUUUUUUAUACUUGCUUUG